This is a messenger RNA of Penicillium samsonianum, 2628 nucleotides long. RefSeq lists its product as uncharacterized. NCBI's taxonomy places the organism in Eukaryota, Fungi, Ascomycota, Eurotiomycetes, Eurotiales, Aspergillaceae. Bases 1 to 2628 code for a protein of 875 amino acids. The transcript has a single exon. The record is from RefSeq and is a predicted model, not a curated record.
AUGCGUCUUUUGCCAACGCUCACCACCGCGCUUCUGUUCGCAGCCAAUGUGACAGGAAGUCCGGCCGCCGCUUCAGCCCCGGCGGAAUCCGCCACACCUGUCGCGAAUGUUGCAGGGGAGGCCGCUCCGACAACCUCAGCCGCCCAAGCAAACAAUGUUAACCAGGCCAAUGCGGCUGAGACUACCCCUGCCGCCAACACAGUCAAAGCCGCCAACACGGCUACUACUGCGGCUGCUGCGGCUGCGAAGGAAGAAGACACUACCGCUGCUGCAGAGACCGCUGCCCCGACCAAGGGCAACCCCGUGGAAUCCGUGGCCGGUGGCAUAAAGACUGCUCUUGGUGGCAGUGCGGCAGAAUCAGACAAUGCAACCGGCGCCCCUAAAACUGCUGAGACUAGUCCCUCCGCUGCAGAGACUACCUCAUCGGCUCCCAAGGCUACCUCCUCUGCCUCUGAUUCAGGCAGCUCAAGCACCAAGUCUACCAGCUCUGAUAGUUCUAAUAUCGGGGCAGAUAUAAAAGAUGCCUUCUCAAAUUUGCUCGGCGGUGGUAGUGGUGGCAUUGGGGACCUUCUGCAUGGUCUUGAAAGUCUGCUCAACCCCAGCUUCUUGGGUAACUUCGCCGACACCUUCGAAUAUCUCUCUACCGGUCUAGCACCCCCUGUCGACAACCAGAUCCGAAGCUUGGUAGGCAAUGCCAACGACCUCCUGACUGCAAGCUUCAUCAAGAAGACCGGCAGUCUCAUUGACAAUGCCAACACCCUCUUGACUGAGGAGAACACCAAGGAGAUUGGAACUCUCCUCAAGGUGGCCAAUAAAUUGUUGUCCAGUCAGUUUAUCGACAAGGUGGAUAACCUCAUCGACAACGCCAACAACCUCCUCACCUCCGAUUUCGUUAAGAAGACCGGCAACCUCAUUGAUAAGGCCAGCCCUCUUAUUGACAAGGCCGGCCCUCUUAUCGACGACGCCAGUGGCCUACUUACCGAUAAGAAUGUUCACGCGAUUGAGUCACUCUUGACAAACGCCAACACCCUGCUCACUCCAACAUUCGUUAAGGAGACCAACAACCUGAUCGGCAAGGCCAGCCCUCUUAUCGAUGAGGCUAGUGGUCUCCUCACUGAGGGCAAUGUUAAGGCGAUCGAGUCACUUUUGGGCAAUGCCAACAAGCUGCUCACGCCCGGCUUUAUCGCGACUACUGGCAAGCUUAUCCAGCAGGCCGGUCCCCUUAUCAACCAGGCCAGUGGUCUCCUCACUGAGGGCAAUGUUAAGGAGAUCGAGUCGCUCUUGAACAAUGCCAACACGCUGCUCACGCCUGCCUUCAUCUCGACUACCGGCAAUCUGAUCAAACAGGCCGGGCCUCUUAUCAGCCAGGCUAGCGGUCUUCUUACCGAGGGCAAUGUCAAGGAGAUUGAGUCGCUCUUGGGCAAUGCCAACAAGCUGCUCACGCCUGGCUUUAUCUCGACUACUGGCAAGCUUAUCCAGCAGGCCGGUCCCCUUAUCAACCAGGCUAGCGGUCUUCUCUCCGCGGGCAAUGUCAAGGAGAUCGAGACUCUGAUCGGCAAUGCCAAUAGCCUGCUGACUACCAGCUUCGUGAACCAGACCACUAGCUUGAUCGAUGAAGCUAGUGAGCUCCUGUCUUCGGAUACGGUUGACAGCCUGAAGUCUCUUCUCGUUCAGCUCGCUCCUAUAAUUCCCGAGCUGAAGGGCCUGCUCAAGCCAGACACUAUCAAGGCAAUCGAGAACGUGCUAAGCAACGCGAACAAGCUGCUCACGGACGCCUUCGUCAAGGACACCAAUACCCUGGUCACCGAGGCUGUCGGCCUUCUCACUCCCGACCUGGUCAAGGCUCUUAAGUCGCUCCUCAGCGAUCUUACCCCACUGAUCCCCGAGUUGAAGUCGUUAUUGACCAAGGAGAUGAUCAAUUCCAUCGAGACCCUUCUACACAACGCCGGAGACCUGCUCACGUCAGACUUCGUCAAGGAGACCAAGGGCCUGGUCGGCGAGGCCGGCGCCCUCCUCACUCCAGAGGUGGCCAAUGGACUGAAGUCCCUCUUAAUGGACGUCAUUCCUCUGCUGCCGGAGCUGAAGUCGCUUCUGAACAAGAACACCAUCUCUGCCAUUGGUUCUCUCUUGUCCAACGCCAACACCCUGUUGACCCCCAAGUUCGUCAACGAGACCAUUGGUCUGGUAGACAGCGCAGACGACCUCCUGACCCCAACCAUCGUCACUGGACUGAAGGAUCUCCUCGGCGACGUCAUUCCCCUGAUCCCCGAUCUCAGAAAGUCUCUGCUGAACACAACCAUCAUCACCGACCUGGGAUACAUCGUGACCAACGCUACCACUCUGCUCACGCCCGCCUUCGUCGGCGAUACUACAGACCUCGUCGAGAACGCCGAUGGUCUCCUCACCCCCAAGGUGGUCUCCACACUCAAGGAGAUUCUUGGAUUCGUGCCCGACUUGUUGCCCGAGGUGACGAAGUUGCUCAAGCCUUCUGUUAUUUCGGAUGUUGGAGCGCUCUUGGAGAACGCUCAUGAUCUCCUCACUCCUAAGUUCGUCAAUGAGACAACUCUCCUGAUCGAUGAUGUUACAAGCUUCUUGCCUUUGAUCCAGGAAUUGCUCAAGGCGCUGUGA